This is a messenger RNA of Cyclopterus lumpus (lumpfish), 530 nucleotides long. Its product is annotated as hyaluronan and proteoglycan link protein 4-like. NCBI's taxonomy places the organism in Eukaryota, Metazoa, Chordata, Actinopteri, Perciformes, Cyclopteridae. The coding region runs from base 1 to 486 and encodes 161 amino acids. The record is from RefSeq and is a predicted model, not a curated record. The transcript is spliced from 4 exons.
AUGAGCAGAAGGCCUCUGGACCCGACGGGGACGGCUCUGUACCUCGGACUGGUCCUGACCCAGUGGGUCGGAGAAGGCGGCGGUGUGAGAGUGCUCGGCCGGCCCGGUCAGCCGGUCUCGUUGCCGUGUCCGUACCACUAUGAGGACCACGCUCACGUCUCCCAGCUGUCCGUCCAGUGGCGGAGCCCCGUCAACGAGCUGCUGUGCCACUACAUCAAACACAGGGCCUACCGGAACUGCACGGCGGGGUACGCCGUGGCCUACAGGCCCGGCAGCAUCACGCUCAGCAUCCAGCGUGUGCACGCGCGGGACUUCGGCGCUCACGUUUGUUCCGUGAGCGAACCUCACGAGUUCUCUGAUUACAGCGUGGAGCUGGUCAGGAUGCCAGAGUCGUUCACUUCAGCACCAAAGAGUGGAGGGAAUCAGUCAGGUCUCAGCUGGUUACUCGUCUUCCUCCUCACGCUGUUUGUUUGCUCGUGGAGAUGAAGAGCAGAAACAUCUUCACUGUAUUUAUUCAUUUAAUGUUGAAC